Clarias gariepinus (North African catfish) is the source of this 3709-nucleotide messenger RNA. RefSeq names its product platelet derived growth factor c (gene pdgfc). Gene Ontology annotation, biological process: positive regulation of phosphatidylinositol 3-kinase/protein kinase B signal transduction; positive regulation of MAP kinase activity; positive regulation of ERK1 and ERK2 cascade. The transcript has 6 exons. The record is from RefSeq and is a predicted model, not a curated record. The coding region runs from base 462 to 1520 and encodes 352 amino acids. Gene Ontology annotation, molecular function: platelet-derived growth factor receptor binding; growth factor activity. Gene Ontology annotation, cellular component: membrane. Lineage: Eukaryota; Metazoa; Chordata; Actinopteri; Siluriformes; Clariidae.
ACACACACACCCACUCACACUCACACUCGCUGCAAACCUUGUAGAUCGCAAAGCAAAACUUCACAAAGCUUUCCUCCUCUGGGAAUUCUUAAUGCUACAGAAAGUGUUUACUUAAAUCUGGAUUCUUAACCAGCAUGCCUGACGUUCAUGCAGUGCUCCUGGACUUCUGGAUGGACUCUGAGGAACUUUGGAGAACUUUUCCUCAAGCUUUGGUAGAAUGCGGUGUGAGCUGCUGAUGGUUUGUGAUUGACAAACUCUUUUUUAGAUUCGUUUUUGGUUCUGUUCUGGAUUUUAGAUUUUAGAAAUUCCUUUUGCAGAUUUGAAACUUUGAGAACGUUGCAGAAUCCGAGGACUCUCACGUGAGGACUCUUCUCCAUCACGACUAUGUGGUUUCAACUUCUCCUCGCCUCGUUAUUCCGCGUGCGGGAUGUGUGUGUAAGGAACGGGUUCUCCGUGUGCUCAUGCUGAACGGGACUCCAGCGUGUAUCCACUGUAUAAAGCUGAGCCAAAUGAUUCCUCUUCUUCUCCUCUCUCUUCUUUUGUCUCUUCUUCAUGGGUUGGAGGCGGAAUCCACGCUCCUCACUAAGCUUCACCACUCCAAUGGAAAAGAGCACAAUGGAGUUCAGGAGGCUCAGCAUGAGAAGGUAGUGAUGGUGAGCGGGGACGGGGUCAUCCACAGUCCCGGGUUUCCACACACGUACCCACGCAGCACUGUGAUCGUGUGGAGGCUUGUGGCAGCCAAUGAGAACGCCAGGAUUCAGCUGAACUUUGACCCCCGCUUCGGCCUGGAGGAUCCUGAGGAUGGCAAUUGCAAGUAUGAUUAUGUAGAAGUUGAGGAACCUGAUGGAGGUCUGGUGUUGGGUCGCUGGUGUGGCUCUCAAGCUGCUCCUGGCCCUCUGACGUCCAAAGGGACCCAAAUUCGCAUUCGCUUCAUUUCAGACGAGUACUUUCCCUCUGAGCCUGGUUUCAGCAUCCACUACUCCAUCAUGCAGCAGAAGCCAGCCGUGCCCGCCGUCAUGCCCGUGGCUCUGCACAGCGUGGAGGUUCUGAGUGAAACCGUGUCUGAAUUCAGCACAGUGGAGGAGGUCCUGAAAUACCUGGAGCCUGAUCGCUGGCAGCUCGACCUGGAGGAGCUUUACAAACCCACGUGGCACGUCCUGGGCAAGUCCUUCAUCCACCAGAAGAAAACCAGAGGCGUGGUGGAUCUGAACCUGCUCCGGGAGGAGGUCCGACUCUACAGCUGCACUCCUCGUAAUUACUCGGUGUCCCUGCGUGAGGAGCUGAAGAGGACGGACGUGAUCUUUUGGCCCAGCUGUCUGCUGGUGAAGCGAUGUGGUGGAAACUGCGCCUGCUGCUCGAACAACUGCUUCGAGUGUCAGUGCACGCCCACUAAAAUCACCAAAAAAUAUCACGAGGUCCUGAUGCUGAAGUACAGGCCAGGUCGGGGGUCGCAGAAGACGCUGACGGACGUGGCGCUGGAGCAUCAUGAGGAGUGCAACUGCGAGUGCAAGAACAACUGAAUGAGGAGCUCUCAUGAGGAAAUAUUUAUUCGAUUAACUUUACGAUUGAAUGGAGACACAAACAUGUUUUUUUGUAUCUGGACUCCAGUGUUGUUCAUCUCACAGAUCUGUGGAACAAAACCACAUGAUGGACCUUUUAACAUUUUCAAUAUGGACAAAAGUUUUUUAAGAACCUUUGCUUCUAAUUACGCUGUUUUUUCUUUCUGACGUUCUUCAUCCUUCUCCAAGUCUCAGUGGAUUCUGUUAAUGACGCUUUCGAUAGCAUGAACCUCUUCCCUGGAGGUCACUGAGGACCAGAAGAGAACCUCCAACUUUUACUGAACUUACUUUAUUAGUAAAAUAAAAAUAAGGAGGGCAGAGAGACAUACUCUACAUGUCUUUGUUCUUCAUGCCGUCUUCACGUUACAUUUGGCUUUUUAUGGAAAAUAAAACUGUCUCUUGGUUUGUGUUUGAAAUGGAGGUUCAGGGAAAGAAAAGAGAGCUAAAUGUCUGAUUCUGAGUGUCCUUUCUUAAGCUCGUUCAUCAAACGUCCAACGCUGGGGUUCGAGAUGAGUGAGGAGACCUGGACAAGCUCUUUUUUUUUAGAUUUUUUUCAGUGAUGUACUGUAAAUAGCCUUCCUGUUCUGGUUUUCUUUGGUUGUGUAUCGUUGUUUUUAUCAGUCAUGUGCCUCGUGUCACACAAUUUUACACUCGUUCCUCGUUAUUUCACUUUUAAUCAGUAACGAGUCCCUCACAGCAAAAUCCACAGUGUCGAAUGAGCUCUUAUAGGAUCGGGGAGAAGAAAAAGUUCUCAGUUGUUUUUUUUAACCCUAAAACUUGACUCUUGUUUAGAAUUUAAUAAAAUGAAUCAGGCAACACUAAUUAUAACACAGAGCAGCAUAAAAGAUAAAGAUCACAUUGAAAUAAAAUUAUAAUGCACAGUUUUAAGGAGCCAUAAACUUAUUGAAUAAUUUACAUAAUUGAACUAAGGAGAGAAAAGCGACAUUUUAAAAGCACGAUAAACUAAAGAGCUAGCAUGCUAACACAGGUACGUUUAAAAAUGUUAUUUUUAUGUACUUAUAGCCUCCUGUUACUGAUGAAACACACAAAAAAGAAAAACAGAGGUGGUAGACCAUGACACUCUGACCACAUUUAAGUACUUUCACUGGUUAGUUCACUAGUUAGUAAGUUGAAACUAGAAAAUAGCUAGUCAGUUUAAUAAAACAUGAUGUUAAAGUCUCUACUGCAGAAAACAUCAUCAUCAUCAUCAUCAUCAUCACGUCUACUGGUUUGAGGACUGGAGAUCACAUCACAAUCACAGGACUUUAAAAUUAUUGUGGGAAAAUUGUUCACACUACAACAAAAAUUAAAAAGAUCAAUAAACUUUCAGGUGCGAAUUAAGGAAGAUUUACUGUAAAGGAUUUACUGAACGGUGCUUAAAAAUUACACUGCAGGGGAAUUCAUGACGGUUCUCACAAAAAGGUAUAUUUAUUUAUUUAAUAUUUCUAGAGGAGAUUGAGUUCAUGUAGUCGAUCUUAAUGCAGAACAAGGAAUUUCUUUUAACCUCAUACAAACUUUUAAACAGAUACAGUUUUGCAAUCAUGUUGUUAUAUCAAUAAUCAUCAUCAUGAUUCAGAAAUAAAUUAUACACGAGUGACUGAGACUGAGAAAUAACAUACGACAAAUAUUGUGCACUUAAAAGUAAAAAUAUACAAGGAAACAGAGGUCAAAAGCAUGCAUAAUAUAAUGACUGUUUGUGUUUGUUUGUUUGUUUGUUUGUUUACUUGACUCCGCCCUUUACCACCCAGGAGCCUUUAAUUCAGUUCUCUAAGAGUUCACUCGACACUCUGAGUUUUGCUGUGUACAGAUACAGACUUAAAGAUCACCAAACAAACUCUUAAAAGUUAAAGUGAUGUCAUAAAAUGUAAUCAUUCAAAAACUAACAAUCAUUACACGUCUAUAACCUGAGCUUUACAGUUAAACACUAAUCACAUCUCAUUCUUCCCUCGAUUCUUCUUUUCUCUUUUUUUGUUUUUUGUUUGUUUUGUGUUUUUUAUUUUAUUUUUAUUUUAUAAAUCUCACUGGAAGUUUUAUUAUUUCUGUUAAAUCAUCCUGUAAAAUGUCUCACGGUUGUAUAUGUGCUUUCUAACCGCAGUCUUUUGUGUAAUCUGUUAUUUAACUUCAUGUGCAACACGGUCUAAAGUAACCGA